AUGCGCAACACUGCUUUCGGAGUUAUAUCGAGCCGUAUACGAGCCGAAAAGGCUCUCAAAUAUCUCGGAACGGCUCAGAUUGAACUUGAUGUUCUGUCUUUUCCAAAUUCUGACGGGCCUGAUGUCAAUAACAUUGAGAGGCUAAGAAAGCUUUUCAGAUUACAGCGUGAUUUCAAACCUGGCGAGCUACAAAACAGGAUACCUGCAGUAAUUGAUCAAAAUCGGCUUCAUGACGCCCUUACGGACUCUGCGUUAUCGCUGGAGGCAUUGCUGCCAAUUGAUCAAAACUAUCCAAAACUUGAUUUCCCUCCUGGGUUUCAACUGGAAUGUCUCCGAGGCGAAGAUCGAGUAGAGGCAGUCAAAGGUCUCUUCAGGUCGUCCAGUCAACGCUGGGUCGUGGAUCUUUUUGCUGCGGACAUAAGUAUCGAGGCAAAACGAGACAUAGAAGAAGAAUAUGGAAGCGAAAGAAAAUUGGAUGAUGGAGAGAUCUACUACAAGAUACGCAAGUACCAAGGAAUAUUUGGGCAGGAAGACCCCUACUUUGAGCAGCGAUGGUGGGCGCGGAUUGCCACGUUGCCGGAUGCAAAGACUAAAAAAAGUUGCCUUGAUCAACUUAUCGCACAUCGCAAAUUCUCACGGGCAUUUGACGCUUUCCAUCACAUCCCGGCUCUGUACUCUGGGCUGAGACUGAGUGUGGUGGGCAAAAUGAUAUCUACAAGAUGUCAUGAAGAACUGCUCGCCUACUUGAGACAUAUUAAAGCCUUUUGGUAUUAUAUUUUUGACGGAAAUGAAAUGGCAAUGGAAAGGCUCGACAGAGAGUCAGUUCAGGCCUUGGAACAUAAAGCACCAGGGGCUUGUCAGAAAGAAGCCCGGCUGUUGUAUGGCCGGAUUCGUAGUGGUGAUAUCCUCGGCCCGUUCAGUGACGUGGAGAGGGAGCAAAUCUGGUUGAGACUAUGUUCCACUACCACCGAGAGCCUGAUCCCGUCACUACAAGGAUUCUUUGAGAACCUCAAAUACAUCAAACUGGCGGCAGACUGCAUGAAGAGGCUGGUGAGGCUGGAAGGCAAAGACACCAUCCGACAUGCUCUGGAAAAUGCGUAUCUUGAUGGGGAUCAAAGUAGUGACGACUGUUUGGUGCAAGUUUCUGGACCAGCCAUGAAACUGGUUCGAGCCAGUGGAAUAGAUAACUUCGAUGUGCUGUACCGACAACUUUGGCUCUUUGCGAUACGUGAACAUGCCGACAUGCCUGCCGAAGUGAAGAGAAAAAAAUCAGGCGCGGGGACUGCGCACGCCGACGAGACUGUGUUGUUUCAAUUCGCUUCUCUGGCACAUAAGCUUGGAUUCAGGACCGACGAAAUCGAUGAUAUACUGCGACGUAGCCCAGAUCGGGAGAUCGCUCGUCGGCUGCUUAUCACAGCACGCAAACCGGCACUGUUCCAAUAUGAGGACAUUGAAUCGUGCAUUACGAUGGUUGAGAGUGUAAUAGCAAGGGCUCGACCAGUACCAAAUGACAAUGCGGAGAAUGAGUAUGUCAUUGAGGACGACGGCAAACCUCCUGAGCGAAGUGGACCGCCAGCUGUGACGGACAUGGCUCGAGAUAAGCGUUUCAUGUACUUAGACGUACUACAUGGCGCAUUGCCAAGACAAGACCCGAAUUUAACGUCAUUAUUCAUUCAGAGAUCCACGUAUUUUGCAUUUUUUGGAAGAGAUAUUGGGCUAUGCAUUGAAAAUAUCAACGCAGCACAAAGCGUGCAGGGAGCAGUUGAUGUAAAUUUACAGUUGGAAGGUAACCCGAACUACCAUUCAAUUCAGAGCCGGGCGGAGUCAGAAGUACGUGUGGCAGAGGAAGGGCAGCAAAGGCGAUUAGAUGAUAUUACACGCAAGGUUGCAGACGCAGAGUCCCAUCUAGAGCAUCUCGAACGGAAGCAGAAUGAACACCAGGGCACUAUCGAGCAGCUUCAGAGCACCAUAACAGCCAAACAAAACAGUCUUGAGGCCCUCAGGCGCGAGGAGGCCGAACUACAAGAGAGGCUCCAUGGGUUUCGGGGAACAGAAGCGGAGCAAAUCAUCAGACUCGAAACCCUCCAAAACAACGUGCAGGACAGACAGUCUCAGAUCAGCGAACUCGACAGGAGGCGAACGGAUUUGGGCGAGGAGAUACGGCUUGAUCUUCUUUCAGCCGACCGUCAAAACCACAGCGCUCAGGAAGAGGAUCAAAGAAUUCGAUUACUGCAGCUUACCGAUCAAGCGAUUGAGAAACAGAAUAGUGUCAAUCAGCUUGCGGCUCUUCAUCGGCAGAAAGAACAGGAAACACAACGACUAGAGGAGGAACGACAAAGGCUACAGUCCGUGGUGGACGAUCUCACUUUGAAGAAGAGCCUGCUGAGUGAGGAAGAGCAAGCCAGAGCGGCAUCGUUCGCAGAGACGGAAAGGGAGCGAAAGUCUGUAGUCGAUAAAUUGAGCGCAAAGGAGCUUGAACUCCGACAAAAUAUCGACUAUCUGGAGACAUGCCUACAGCAACUCAAAAGGAAGAUCAACGAUGCCACGGAGGAUGAGAAGGUGUUGCGGUUGACGGUUGAGCGCCUCAGAGAGACAGAAAACACUGUCGCCGGUAGCGAUGGAGUGCAAGAGAGAGGUCGAGCGGCCUUAGGUACUUUGGUAAGGCAGACGCUGAACGCGAAUGAAGAGCCAGAAGACUUCGAUACGCCUGACGAGUCCCCUGUGGGACCUUCUGAAGUAGCUGGGCAGGUGAUUCGACAGGCAAGGCCGGUACCACUAGACGCGCCACUAGAAGAAGUGGCCAUUCAAUUCAAGCUCUUUGAGGAUGGGGAUUGGAGGGUAAAACAUGAAGUGACUGUAGACCCUCGAGAACCUUCCGAGGUCAGGAGAGUUGCUAACAAGUAUGUUCGGAAGAGGUUUGGGUUGUUCAAUAGCAAUAGUAAAGCCCUCACUCCAGAGACAUGUUUUGAGCGAGUGACAUCUAAUGGCACAAACACGAUCCAUCUGAUUCCGGAAUGGACAGUCAAUAGAAAAGGACCUGGAGAAGCAGAGCCUCGCAAGCGCAAUAGAUAA
Messenger RNA from Pochonia chlamydosporia 170, 3072 nucleotides. Its product is annotated as slyX domain-containing protein. Bases 1 to 3072 code for a protein of 1023 amino acids. The record is from RefSeq and is a predicted model, not a curated record. Lineage: Eukaryota; Fungi; Ascomycota; Sordariomycetes; Hypocreales; Clavicipitaceae. The transcript is spliced from 4 exons.